AUGGCCACUACAUCCUAUUCGCAGUAUCGCCACUCACCUGCACGACCCGAAUGGAUAGGGCCUAUUGAUGAAGACACAAGCCCAGAGAAUAUGCCUGUUCGCCUUCAGCAGCCAAGUGAUCGUGUUCCAGGAUGGACACAAAUGUGUUCGGGUGGUCGUAUUCAGCGACAGAAUACAAUGGGCUCACACAUGGUAUUUAUAGGUGCUGAGGUUCAUAAUGAACAGACUCUAAAAAUACACUGUAGUGAUUUAUUACUACUUCGGGCGGUAGCACCACUACCUCAAGGUCAAGGGAUGGCAUGCUUUACAUCACAGGUACAAAGUUUGGUCGCCCCAGGAUACUAUGCUAUGUUUGGCAUGGGAGUAACACCUGCAGCUGGAGAAGAAAUGAGAGGAUUUUCUUUGGUCUUGAUUCAUUUUGAUCCAUCUGGUGCGGUUUUUCUUUCAGUAGAGCGUUGGCGUAUGACUAGUGAAGAAACAUUUGAACGUUUGGUUGUUUUGGAGCCGAUGAAACCACUUCGAUUGAUAAGAGACCGCGUAACGCUUACACUUGUUAUUACAUCACAAUUCAUGAGCCUAUCAAUUAAUGGUGAGGUUCUUUAUCCAAUGAUUGAAGCCACAGGCGUACACUUGGGAGAAGCACUUCCCAUUCUUCUUGCCACAGGAGGUAAAAUAUCAGUGCGAGAAGUUGCUGUCGCAGAGGGGGACAAGCCACCUGUCAAUCGAUUAUACGGGCGAAUGUCUACAGCUACACUAUCGCCCAAAAAAAGUGAUGCAGCAAAAAAAGGUCAGGUGAUUACAGAAGACGAACAAUGCCAUUCUACAGUAAGGCCUGCUGUGGCCGAGAAUCGGGCACCUACCGUAAAAGAAAGCUCUAUUGGAAAGAAAAAAAUAAAACAAAAGGAAAAACUAUGUGUCCCAACGGAUGGUGGCAGCCUUCCCCCUGGUAUUAAUACAGAAUUUGCUGAACGUAUUGAAUCGGAGAUUAUUGAGCGUUCUCCCAAUGUUCUAUGGGAAGAUAUAGCUGGUAUACCAGAGGCAAAACGUUUGUUGAAUGAAGCUGUUAUUCUUCCGCUUUUAGUUCCAGAGCUGUUUACGGGGAUUGUACAACCAUGGAAAGGUGUGCUUUUAUUUGGUCCCCCUGGAACAGGAAAAACAAUGCUUGCUCGAGCCGUAGCAACCAGCGCAAAAACAACUUUCUUCAAUAUGAGUGCAUCUUCGCUUAUCAGCAGAUAUUUUGGCGAAAGUGAAAAAAUGGUUCGAACAUUGUUUCAACUAGCACGCCAUUAUGCACCUUCAACUGUGUUUUUUGAUGAGGUCGAUGCCCUGAUGUCAACACGAGGCGGAAAUGAGCAUGAAGCCAGCAGACGCGUAAAAAGCGAAAUGCUUCAGCAAAUUGACGGAUUAUGUACAGAUAAUGACAAGCGGGUGAUGGUGCUUGCAACGACAAACCGUCCAUGGGAUUUGGAUGAUGCUAUGCGCCGCCGUCUAGAGAAACGCAUUUAUAUACCGCUGCCUGAUAGGGAUGGUCGACUUGAACUUCUGAAGAAGCAAACUGCCUCCAUGUCUUUAGCUUCUGACGUCAAUAUUGAUGUAAUAGCUACUAAACGAACGGGGGGGUUCAGUGGGGCGGAUCUGAAUUUGCUUGUUCGUGAUGCGGCUAUGAUGCCCAUGCGUAGGCUAUUUGCUGACAGGACACCAGCUGAAAUUGCAGCAAUGAAGGCUGACGGAAAAAUGGUUCUUUCUGCGGUUACGAUGCAGGACUUUGAAGAGGCCGUAAAAAAGGUUCAACCUUCUGUUUCUCAAAGUUCAAUCAAGGAAUUUGAAAGAUGGGCGGAUGAACUUGGGUCCGUGUGA
This is a messenger RNA of Trypanosoma grayi, 1857 nucleotides long. RefSeq names its product katanin. The coding region runs from base 1 to 1857 and encodes 618 amino acids. Gene Ontology annotation, cellular component: microtubule cytoskeleton. Gene Ontology annotation, biological process: microtubule severing. The transcript has a single exon. NCBI's taxonomy places the organism in Eukaryota, Euglenozoa, Kinetoplastea, Trypanosomatida, Trypanosomatidae. The record is from RefSeq and is a predicted model, not a curated record. Gene Ontology annotation, molecular function: microtubule binding; ATP hydrolysis activity; ATP binding.